Molecule: messenger RNA, 2124 nt
Organism: Schistosoma guineensis
Lineage: Eukaryota; Metazoa; Platyhelminthes; Trematoda; Strigeidida; Schistosomatidae
Source: the annotation of a GenBank genome assembly
CUAGCCACGAAAGUAAACCAUUUGGUUGGUGUGGCUCAGUGUAAAGUAGCUCACUGUGAAGAUAUUGAAAAUCGGAAGCUUUCUGAUUCCAAAGCGCACAGUUUAUGACUAACGAAACAUGGUUUCUGUUAGUAUGAUAAGUGCUAAACUAUCAGACUUACAUGACAACAUUGCGAAAUUGUCUCAUGAAUUGGACCUUAAACGUAAGGAAAAGGAGUCUCAAAGAAGUUUUGUUAAAAAGCUUGACUCAGAAAUCAAAGAUAAACAUAGAUUUCUAGAUAGCUUAGAACAAAAGCGUGAACAGCAGGAAAAAACUAUCAGAGUUAAUACUGAGCGCCUAUGUGAGCUUCAAAAAUCAGCUGCUGAGUGUCAGAAAGCACAUGAAUCUCUAGAAAAACGACUAGAAAGUCAAGAACAAUCAAUUCGUUCUCUCGAAGACGAAGUUAACGAAGCACAAAGUCUUGCAAAGUCUUCAGCCCAAGUUUACGAUGAGACUCUUAAGUUACUACAAGAAAAAUUGGAGAUUUUGGAAAAAUAUGAUCGUAAAGAAGAAUCUCUUACCAAGACUAUCAAAGAGUUGAGAGAUGAAGCUAAUUUACAUGGGAACAGACUACGUCGCAUUGAGACACAAGGAAACGAGGCAAAUAAACGCAUAGAAUUGCUGGAGGAAAAAAUCAGGGAACUGACAGAACAAAUUAAUUCCGAAAGCAUAUCCUUUUAUGGAUAUCUCAUGUGUACAAAAGGCAAGUGGUGAAUAGCAUUCGGAGCUAAUUUUUACUGUAUGGUAGUUUAUUUUCACUCAUCAACCAGGUACAUUUUCAUGUACUUAGCUAUCAACCACAUUGUGAUGACUAGCGAUACUGUCCAGUUUUUGGAUAUAAACUAGGUGGAUCGAGCUUCGGACCUGUGACUCAGUGGCUUAAAGUCAAACCACUGAUCCAUUGCUUCAUUUACAAAAGAAAAAGUCACAACCUGAUGUUAUAGUCAUAGUUGCAAAUAAAAUACCAUCGUUUUCAAUCAUCUGGCUGCUUAAUUGUCGUUUUUACGACUAACGAAGGAAUAUCGCAAUGACCUGCUUGUUUAUCAAUACUUUAUGCAAGUUUCAGUAUGAACAACUGCAGAAAUGAAGGCUACUCAACGAGCUGUUCGUGCAGAAGAAGAAUCUGAAAAUCUAGCCGGUGAAUUAACAAUUCUAGAAGACGAAGCAAAUGAAUGGAACGAGAAAUCAAGUAAUGUUCAAGAACAAAUUAACAUGGUUCGAAUCACUAUCAGUGAAGCUUAAUUAUUACUAUCUACUACUACUACUAUUAGAUAUAACUCGACCAUACUCUCUACGACAUCUUUUUGUUCCUAUGCGCUGUUGUUAGGACAUUUAAUUGAUUUUUUAAGAGUUAAUUUAGUGUUUUUAUGAAUUUCGCUACUGAUUUUUUUCCUAUUUCUUUCGCGCACAAUUUCAUAUCGUAUUUUUUCUUUCUGUCUUCAUUAAAUACUUAAUAUUACUAUUAUUACUAUUAUUAGAAAUGUAAUUCGGUGCAUUCGGAAUAGUGUAUACACAUUCACAUUCCUUGAAUUAUAAGCGACUCAAUUCAUUUCAUUUAAGCAUCAUUAGUAUUGAUUCCAAUAUACACAUUCUUGUUCUUUUAUUUCUCUUCAGAAAAAGAGGUGUUUUUUGCUUUGUUUGUUCGUUCGUUUUUUUUUCUUUUUGCUUGUGAAAGAUUGUUUUCUUUGUCACUCCAUUUGUAUUCACAACAUUGUGUAUGCCUUUGUUCAAGUGACAAGUAAUGAAUCUAUUUAAACAAUAUUGAUAACAAUAUAAAACGAAGCUUAUAUUGAACUUAGUGUUUUGCAAUUAAUCCAUGUUAUAGUUAGUAUAUAUUACCCAUAUUUUUAUCAUUACUGUUUCUUUUAGCUGCACUCCAUCGAAUAAUAAUAUUGAAUAAAGCCAAUAAUAAUGAAUAUUGUUGACUAGUGGAAAGUGAGUUGCUUAGGAAGUAACAUUUUUCAAACUCGUCAGCUGGAUGUAUCUACAUCUCAAAGUUGAUGUUUACUCUUGGACUCGAACCUAGUACCGUUCGCUUGAAACACCAUCACGUUGUCCACUUAGCUACUGAGUCCCGAUUACCA